Molecule: messenger RNA, 756 nt
Organism: Homarus americanus (American lobster)
Lineage: Eukaryota; Metazoa; Arthropoda; Malacostraca; Decapoda; Nephropidae
Product: loricrin-like
Exons: 3
Coding region: 1-756 (251 amino acids)
Source: RefSeq, a predicted model, not a curated record
AUGAGUGGUGACAACAUUUGUGGUGGCCACAUGGGUGGUGGUAGCAUGAGCUGUAGCAAUAUGAGCGGUUGCAACAUGAGUGGUGACAACAUUAGUGGUGGCCACAUGGGUGGUGGUAGCAUGAGCUGUAGCAAUAUGAGCGGUUGCAACAUGAGUGGUGACAACAUUAGUGGCGGCCACAUGGGUGGUGAUAGCAUAUGUGGGUGCAACAUGAGCGGUAGCAGCAUGAGGGGUGGCGGCAUGAGUGGUGUCAACAUUAGUGGUGGCAACAUGGAUGGUGGUAGCAUGAGCUGUAGUAAUAUGAGCGGUUGCAACAUGAGCGGUGGCAACAUGAAUGGUGGUGGCAUGAGUGGGUGCAACAUGAGCGUUUGCAGCAUGAAUGGUGGUGGCAUGAGUGGUGGCGGCAGCAGCGGUGGCAACAUGAGCGGUGGCGGCAGUAGCGGUGGCAACAUGAGCGGUGGCAACAUGAGUGGUGGUGGCAUGAGUGGGUGCAACAUGAGCGGUGGCAACAUGAGUGGUGGCGGCAUGAGUGGUGGCAACAUGAGCGGUGGCAACUCGGAGGAAGUAGAAAGGAUGGCCCCUUCAGACCCCAAAUGCCACGUUCAGCGGAAGUUUAUCCACCUUCUGCCUGUAAUAGCGCUCUUUACGGCUCCAGGCUCCAAGUUUAAUGAGCGUAAGGAGAAGGCAGGUCCACUAAUAGGCAUAAAAUCCAGUAAAUGUAAUAUCAUCAGAAAUAUUGGAUCACUUGAAGAUUAG